Molecule: messenger RNA, 1829 nt
Organism: Scatophagus argus
Lineage: Eukaryota; Metazoa; Chordata; Actinopteri; Scatophagidae
Product: sphingomyelin synthase-related protein 1-like
Exons: 6
Coding region: 447-1766 (439 amino acids)
Biological process (GO): ceramide biosynthetic process
Cellular component (GO): Golgi membrane; endoplasmic reticulum membrane
Molecular function (GO): ceramide cholinephosphotransferase activity; sphingomyelin synthase activity; protein binding
Source: RefSeq, a predicted model, not a curated record
UUAAUUUGGUCUUUUAUAGUAAGUUUGAAACAAUUCAGUGUACUUUUUGUGGGUUUGUCUGUUCUCCCUUGAACAUGCGCCCGUCUAGUUUUCUGUUUAUGUGAGGAAAUUUAGGUUUCAACUUUUCCACAUGGGCAUAAACAUGCGAUUUAACUUCUCAGAGUUGAUCUCAUGCUGAAAUGCGGCUAUGUGCCAUUGCAUUGUGACCCUGUGGUGAACAGACUAUGAACUCUUUGUGCUCAAAUUGUGUCUCUCUCUGCCUCACACACACACACACACACACACACACUGAAGCUGUGUGUCGCUGCUCACUGUGACUCAAUGUAAGCCAGCCAAACAAGCUGACAUGGCGCUUAUGAAUCCCCAAGCCUCAGGGAGAGAAGCUACAGGAGGCUGCCAGUAAAUCUAGAGGCUUGUUAAAAAUAACUUAUUUCUCUGUGAGGGGAAUGGAGCAGCAGCUUCCCAGUGGCAUGGCGCCGUCAGAGGACAGUGUGAGUGCCUGGAGCUGUAAGCAGGUGGCCCAGUGGCUGCAGGAAGAAGGUUUUGGACAGUAUGUGGAAUUACUGUGCACCCAGCACCGUCUGGACGGCCUCAGCCUGCUGGCUCUGACUGAGGACGACCUGCGCGGACCUCCGCUGGGCCUCACUGUGCUCGGAGACAUCAAGAGGCUGACCAUAGCCCUCCGCCGACUCCAGAGACAGAACCAGGGCCAGCUGGACGAGCUGGGUCUCCAGCCUACAGACAGUCUUCCUGCCGCUGGGCACUUGCUGGGCACCGCGGGGGUCAAGUGGAGCCGUGACAGAGCCGAUGGGAGAUAUAACGGAGGUGAGCGCUGCUGUAACGGGACUGAGCUGCGGCUGAGGAGCAGUGAUAGGUCUGGAUAUGGUUUCAGAGCGGGCCUGUGUCACACACACUCCAACGGGAGGUGUAGGCAGCACCUGGCUGGUAGACUGGACCCAGAAGUGUGGAAGACGGUCAUCAGUGCCUUAUAUGUGUUUUUUGUGUUUGGAUUCACAUCUUUUGUAAUGGUCAUCGUGCACGAACGUGUCCCAGACAUGAGGACAUACCCACCACUGCCUGACAUAUUUCUGGACAGUGUUCCCAGAAUCCCUUGGGCUUUUGCAAUGGCUGAAGCCUGUGGGAUCAUCCUUUGUUACAUGUUUCUGUUGAUCCUGCUUCUUCACAAACACAGGUCCAUCCUCUUCAGACGGCUGUGUUCCUUGAUGGGAACUGUAUUUUUGCUUCGUUGUUGCACCAUGUUUGUCACCUCGCUCUCUGUGCCUGGGCAACACCUCAAAUGUGCCAGCAAGACGUAUGGUGAUACCUUGGGAAAGAUACAGAGGGCGCUGGCGAUCUGGAGUGGAUUUGGGAUGACUCUGACAGGUGUCCAAACAUGUGGAGAUUACAUGUUCAGUGGACACACUGUUGUCAUCACAAUGCUCAACUUUUUUGUGACCGAAUACACUCCACGAACCUGGAAUCUGAUUCACACCAUCUCCUGGGUUUUAAACCUCUUUGGUAUUUUCUUCAUCCUGGCGGCUCACGAGCACUACUCCAUCGACGUGUUCAUCGCCUUCUACAUCACCACCCGUCUCUUCCUCUACUAUCACACUUUAGCCAACACCCGUGCCUACCAGCAGAGCCGGAGGGCACGCAUUUGGUUCCCCAUGUUCUCCUUCUUUGAGUGCAAUGUGAACGGACCUGUCCCCAACCAGUAUCACUGGCCCUUCAACAAACCUGCCUUCAUGAAAACUCUGAUUGGAUAGUAGAAACCUCAGCAGAUGCUAAGUGCAUAGACUGUAAUAUUAAAGCCUGAAUAAGAAACUUGA